UCAAGCAAACCACAUUUAUUUUAAAGAUAGUUUUUUGUUUUUUGUAAUGGCAUAGUAAUCUGAUCAAUCACAAGACAAUCAGAAAAUAUUUUUUAAAACUUGUAAUAUGUCUAAUAAAGUGUUCACAUGUCUAAGAACGUAUUAUUCCUUAAGCACUUGCAAAAAAUUCUGUGGUGUUUACUAAAUAAGAGCGUCUUUAUUUAUUAUUAGGCUACUUGGGAAAAAAAAUCAUGCCGUUUAAGGAGCCAUAGAUGUAGCUACAGUAUAUUUCCAAUGAGUUUAACUAUGGCUAUUACUGAAAUAAACCUCUUUUCAGAAAGAAUUGUCGUGCAAAACACUGACCUCGUGGCAUAUUUUCGACACCGCAGCCCUGACAGAUAUAAGUUUGAAAAAAAAUCACAUUACAAUAGAACGAGUGGCUACGGCUAGGACUAGCAAAACAUCUCGACAGCACAGGUAGUUCAUUUAAGCAUGGAUUUGGACAAAUUAAUCGUUUUCCAAAUACAAUGUGGCUGAAAAUAUCAUGUGUGAAGCAGGGGAGUGGUUUCGUUCAGUUAAGAAUAGCCUACAUGCGCUUUGAGAGGAGACAGGCAACAGUUCGGACAGCAGACCUCACUGUGUCUCCAGCAGACCACAUCGCUCCCCACUGUCUCCGUUCACUGCAUUUACUGGAACCGAGCUUGAUUUAAAGCUAACAAAGCUGACUUUACAUAGGAAGAACACGGCCUGCUUCUCUUGCAGUUGAAUGGAAAUAAAAGAGAUUCUGUGACCUUGGAAGAUGAAGAUGUUGUUGCCAUGGGAACUCUUAAUCCUGCUGUCACUCAAGAGCUGCCUAGCAGAGAGAAUUAUUCGACAUGGUCCAGUGUUCACGCAAGAACCCAGUGACAGUGUUUUCCCUUUGAGUGCAGAGGACAACAAGAUAUUUAUUAACUGCAAAGCCAAGGGAAGUCCAGAGCCACAUUACAAUUGGAAAUUCAAUGGAAAAGAUCUUGACAUUGACGUGGACUUCAACUACAGUCUUGCUGAGGGAAACCUUUUGAUCACUAACCCUGAGGCAACUAAACACGGAGGUGUUUACCAGUGUAUCGCCACUAAUGCAUUUGGAACCAUUCUGAGCCGAGAAGCUAAAGUGGAGUUUGCAUACCUGCAGAAUUUCAGCAGCAAGGCCAGAAGUCCAGUAUUAGUGAGGGAAGGACAGGCUGUUGUGCUCCUGUGCGGUCCGCCACCCCACUUUGGAGAAAUCAGAUAUUCCUGGAUAUUUAAUGGCCGCCCCAGCGUUGCUGUUGGGGACAACCGACGCUUUGUGUCCCAGAGGACUGGAAAUUUGUAUAUCGCUAAGGUAGAGACGUCAGACGUGGGCAACUACACAUGUGUGGUGAGGAACGUGAUGACCAACACGACGGUCUACAGUUCCCCAACUCCAGUGGUGUUACGUCGGGAUGCUGUAAUGGGGGAAUAUGAGCCAAAGAUUGAAGUCCAGUUUGACAAAAUGCUCCACGUUGCCAAAGGAUCAUCGGUUCGACUGGAGUGUUUCGCUUUAGGAAAUCCAGUGCCUUCUAUUUCCUGGAAGAGAGCAGACGGAAGCCCCUUCCCGGGAAAAAUGAAGAUAAAUCACUCAAAUGGUGUCCUAGAGAUCCCAUAUUUCCGUCCAGAGGAUUCUGGACUUUAUGAAUGUGUGGCCGAAAACUCCAAAGGACGCAGUAUUGCAAAAGGACGUCUUGUUUUUCAAAAUGUGGAACACCUGCAGUGGUCGCAGACUCUCUAUGACGCAAACAUGGCUAUUGAGUCUGAUCUUCACUGGGAGUGCAAGGCUAAUGGAAAACCUCAACCUGUUUACAGAUGGCUCAAGAAUGGACAGCCUUUGGUCUCUCAGGACAGAAUUCGUGUUGAUGGUAGCAGGUUAACCAUCUCCAACAUAAACCUGAUGGAUUCUGGGAUGUAUCAGUGUUUGGCAGAGAAUGAUAACGGAGUCAUAUAUGCUAGUGCUGAACUCAAAGUUGUGGCCUCACCUCCAGACUUCUCAAAAAACCCACUGAAGAAGAGCACACUGAUUCAGAGAGGCGGAGAAGCUAUCAUCGAAUGCCGGCCGCACGCGUCCCCCAGAGCUUCGUACUCUUGGAGGAAAGGCAAUGACUUCCUGAAAGACAGCAAGAGACGGACCAUUUUAGAGGACGGCACCAUCAGGAUCGUCAACGUUACCGAAUCCGACGCAGGGAAGUACACUUGCGUUGCCAGAAACCCCUUCGGUACAUCCAGCAGUUCUGGGACUUUAGUGGUCAAAGAACCGACCAAGAUUACAGUCCCCCCUUUGAGUAUGGAUGCCACAGUAGGGGAGAGCAUUGUCUUGCCUUGUGAAGUAUCUAAAGACUCCACUCUACACCCCGUCUUCAAGUGGUUCUUCAACGGGAAACUCAUCGAUUUCAGUAGACAUGAUCACUUCGGGAUGAUUGGAGGGGGAUCUUCUGGGGAUCUUAUGAUCAGAAAUGUGCAGCUGAAGCACUCUGGGAAGUACGUCUGCAUGGUGCAUACAGCAGUGGACAGUGUGUCUGCAGCGGCAGACUUAAUUGUCAGAGGGCCCCCUGGUGCUCCGGUGGGUGUGUUGGUGGGGGACGUCACAGAGACCGCUCAGCUCUCGUGGGGCCCCGGACCUGACAACCACAGUCCUGUUACCCUCUACAUUGUGCAAGCCAGGACCCCUUUCUCUAUCGGAUGGCAGGCAGUCAAAACUGUUCCUGAUUCUGUGCCUGGACAGAUGAUUCAUGCGACGGCAGUGAAUCUAAAUCCGUGGGUAGAUUAUGAAUUUAGAGUUGUGGCUAUCAACAGCGUGGGGGUGGGGGAACCCAGUGUGCCAUCCAAACCCGUUCGCACCAAAGCUGCAGAUCCUGAAGUCGCCCCAGCUAACGUGAGUGGAGGUGGAGGCAACCGAGGCGAACUCGUGAUUGUUUGGGAGCCUGUGCCGGAGGAGCUACAAAAUGGAGAAAAGUUCGGUUACGUGGUGGCAUUUCGUCCUCUCGGCACUACCACAUGGAAACAGAGCGUGCUGGCCUCGGCUGACGCUUCACGAUAUGUUUAUAAAAAUGAUACUUUUCCACCACUCACACUGUUUGAGGUAAAAGUCGGCGUCUACAACAACAUCGGAGAGGGACCGUUUAGCCCGGUGGCCGUUGUAUAUUCGGCAGAUGAAGAACCCUCUGUUGCUCCUCCAAGAGUCUGGGCCCGUACUCUGUCUGCAUCUGAGAUCGAGGUAUUCUGGGAACCUGUCCACCAAAGCGGCAGCAAAGGACAGAUAACAGGCUAUGAGGUGCAGUGGUUGGAAGAUGGGUCGCCAGAAAGCGAUGCAGAGAGAGUAAGGGUCACGGAAAGCUCAGUCAAUAUCACUGGUCUGAAGGGAAGCACGAUCUAUCUGAUGUCAGUCAGAGCACACAACAGCGCAGGCACGGGGCCCUCCAGCGCCCCCAUCAGCAUCACCACCAAGAAGCCACCUCCAAGUCAACCCCCAGGGAACAUUGAGUGGAACCUGACAAACUCAAAGGUCUUUCUGAACUGGGAACAUGUGAAGGCGAUGGACAAUGAAUCAGAAGUAACUGGCUACAAGGUUGUGUAUCAUCAAAACUGGCACAGAGGAAGCGGUGUAGUGGAGACCAACAGGACGUCCGUGGAGCUUCAGUUGCCGUCAGAAGAGGACCUGCUCGUUCAGAUCAAAGCCCUGAGUGACGGAGGAGACGGCAGCAGCAGCAGCCCUAUACGUAUACCAAAGAUGUCAAGCCUGAACUCAAGGGGAUACUUCAGUUCAGACGCAAGCAAGAUGGCCCAUGUUCAUGGAGUAGUGUUUCUGAUGUUGUCGUGGGCGUUUUCAUAGAACUUUGCAUUUAUUUAAGCUGAAGUGUGUCUUUUCCGUGCCACUAAUGUCACUGAGUGGAAUUGCAAAAAUGACUACGGUUUCCCAAACACUGUUUGCCAGAGUGUAGAGAAAUCAAUCUAAAAAUGGCUUGCUUAAAAUUGUUGCAUAGAUAGGAGAAAGCAUUUUAACAUUUGAAAAAGUAAAUUACACACUUUGAUGGAAGCUUGUUUCCGCUAUGAAAUAAUAAAUAAAAAAGGUAAUUGCGACUUUUUAUCUCAUAAUUCUGACUUUUUUUCUCAGAAUUGCGAGUUUUAAAGUUAGAAUUCAGAUAUAAACUCGCAAUUGCAUGUUAUAAUGUGCAAUUGUCAGGGGGAAAAGACAUUUACAUCUCACAAUUAAGACUUUAUAACUCACAAUUGCAUGUUAUAAAAUCAGAAUUGCGAGAUAUAAACUCACAAUUCUGAGAAAAGAAUUGCGAGUUAAUUCUGUUAAUUAUAACU
Molecule: messenger RNA, 4341 nt
Organism: Megalobrama amblycephala (Wuchang bream)
Lineage: Eukaryota; Metazoa; Chordata; Actinopteri; Cypriniformes; Xenocyprididae
Product: contactin-4
Biological process (GO): axon guidance; cell-cell adhesion
Cellular component (GO): plasma membrane; axon
Molecular function (GO): protein binding
Source: RefSeq, a predicted model, not a curated record